Miscanthus lutarioriparius is the source of this 627-nucleotide messenger RNA. The record is from the annotation of a GenBank genome assembly. Lineage: Eukaryota; Viridiplantae; Streptophyta; Magnoliopsida; Poales; Poaceae.
AUGGACCUGCGGAUGGUGACGACGACUCGAAGCAGAGAGGAGGCAGGGAGCGUCCAGGCCCAGGCUGACGGCAGACGGUCGACGGAGGCGGGCGAGCAGCUGCAGACGGCCGACGAGUACAGGUCCGGCCAGUCGACGGAGACGGGCGAGCAAGUGCGGACCGCUAGUGGACUUGCGCAGCCAGGCGGAGAUGCAGGGGUGGCCUCGUGGGAGAUGCGGGCAGCCGCUAGACUCGAGCAGACGAGCAGCAAGCGGAGAUGCAAGGACGACGACGCCGCCGCCAAGAGUUCCCACCCUCGGCCUUCUCUUUUCCUCUCCCUCUCUCCCCGUGAAGCUGCCCGCACCUGCAGUAAAUGCCACCGAGCGGGAAAUUUCCCGCGCAAGAGCAUAUAUGCGCUCACUUCCCGCCGCGGGUCUUCUGGCGCGGACGCGCGCUCGAUUUCCCACCCACCCGUGGUUGAUUUCCCAUCCAUUCCCUGCAAAAUCGCAUCCGGCGUCCCCUACGUCGCUGGAGGCGUCCGCCCGACGCCAUUCGCGCCGACGCCUAAUCCUAUGAGGCGGACGCCAUACCCGUGGAGGUCGUGGCGACCCCGACGCCUAGCACCUCUACCACGCCUUGUCGCCUAG